AUGGCUGGCCCACCAUCAUACCCCGCCAAUGGCGAUUUCAACUCCAGACCACCACCCCCAUCGGCACAAUCACGGCCUAACGUCGCUUCCACCCCAAGUGCAAUGUCAGUCGCUGACUCUUCUGAUAACGACUUUGAGCCAACCCCCAUCCAUAGCCCCGGAGGUCCACAUUACGAAGAUUUGCCACCAUCAUACGACGAAGCGCAAGACCAGGCCGUUCACGAUACACGCAACGGCAUAGCGCCCGUAGACCCAAGCCAGAUCGAAGCCCACCGCAUCACUUCCAACGAAGGUCCUAAUGAGCCCGAAGUAUGGGAGUAUCGAGUAAGAGGUGAACCAGAUCCUGCGAACGAGCGGGAACAAGCGCCAGACUAUGCAAAUCAUACGAGCGACAAAGCUACCAGUGUACCUGUGCAGCAUGUCAGCACCAGUGAGAGCAUUACAGUUGGACGAGUGCACAGCGAGUUUGAUUCCAAGUCUAGUGCGUCCAGUUUACUUGACCAAGCCCUGAAAUUCGUGCAUCGAGAGCCAGAUGCCGCAGCGCAGUAUGCACCGCAUUUGAACCGUCUCAUCGCGAUACCUGAACUUGCCGGACCAGCACGGCGUGCAGACGAAAUCUCAACGUUCCUAGUCGCCUACGCCGAAGUGUUGAAUCAUCAUUCGAUCAAACCUGAUGAAUUCGCCGAUUUUCUUUACGGUCUACAAGUCCUAUGUACUAUCACGAAGACAACAGCCAGAGACUUGUUGGACAUGCCAGCGCAUGGAUACACUUCUUCAACUACGGUGGACGAUUACAUUCGAGGCGCGAACGAAGCGUUCUUUGCGCCAAGAGGUCUCAUUGUGUCGUUCCGCAGCGAGACUGCGCUUCUCGAACAAUUGCCCAUUCCCAUGGGGCACAAAAGUACUGUCCUAAUCAAAUUGGCGGACAGAACUGUAACAGCUGAAUGGAGGGCACAGCAAUUAUAUCCCUGGAUUGAAGCGCUCGACGUCGAGAAUGUCCCGGCGCCGAGUGAGAGGGUACGAAAGUUGUAUGAGUUGAGUGAGCGGUUCGAAGGUUGGAAAGUUCCUGCACAGAGUUCUUCUGGUACUGGUCGUCACAUGUCGGGACAGAACAGGGAUUUGGGACAUGAAGACCCGCCUCAUUCCGUUCCUGAAUCUGGAACUCGCCAUCCUCGAGGGCAACGUGGGGGCGAUUGUUCGCCCUUUGGUAUGCCAGGCCGAGGACCAUUCGGAGCUCCAGGCAACGGGCCUUUUGGCAGACGAGGUAUGCCCUCUCGCGGUCGUGGUCGCGGAAGCGAAUGGCGUGGAAACGAGUGGGCAGAAGUGGGAAAAGAGUUGGGCAAGAUUGGUGAACAAUUCGGCAAACGCAUGGGUGAUUGGGGU
Molecule: messenger RNA, 1383 nt
Organism: Alternaria alternata
Lineage: Eukaryota; Fungi; Ascomycota; Dothideomycetes; Pleosporales; Pleosporaceae
Exons: 1
Source: RefSeq, a predicted model, not a curated record